CGCUGCUAUGCAACCUCUGAUAGAAACAGAGUAACAGAGUAACAGAGAAAAGGAAAUUCAUCUCAAGUUCUCCCCUUGGCCGCACCUGGUGCGCGAGCCUAGAACGUCACCAAGAACCAUCCUUCAGCUAUACAUAAGCCGGAUCCAAGCUUACCCUUGAAGUGAGCACUGCCAUCUCUUUGAAUCACCCUUCUAGUUGACAACCCAGGAAAGCUUAGCGAACUCGUUAUUAAUCUUACUCGCCGGCGUUGAGAUCAACGAGCAGACCAGUCUCUAGCGAUCGUCUUCUCAUUCACGCACAAGACCAGUCUCUCUUGUCUUCUCCUUCACGCUCAACGCAGAACAGCUCCUUCUCUCUCUCUCUCUCACUCUCUCUCUCUCUCUGUGCUAGCAUCUCAGGAAAAAGAAAAGAAAAAAAAUCCUUGGUCAUUUUCAACAUGGGUGCGAAAGGCAAAGUGAAGAGUUUGAACAAAGAAAUGAAUGAUAAAGAUGAGAAAGAAGAAACCAGAAGCAGCACGAUCUCAAAAUCUCAGAGUCGAGCAAAAGAGCAUAUGAAGGAACUAGAAAGACUUAAGGAAAAGGAUCCAGAAUUCUACGAGUUUUUGAAAGAGCAUGACAAGGAGCUUCUACAAUUUAAUGAUGGGGAUAUUGGCGAUGAUGUUGAUACCGACGUAGAAGAUGCAGAUUUACAAGUUGAUAAUGAAACUGGCAGGCAUGAUAUAGCAGAGAAAGAAGAGAAACCCUCAAAAAAGGUUAUAACAACUGCAAUGGUCGAUUCCUGGUGUAACUCGAUACAAGAAAAUGGGAACUUAAGUGCAGUUCGUUCGCUUAUGAGAGCAUUCAAGACCGCAUGCCACUAUGGUGAUGAUGGUGGGGAUGAUUCUUCAGCGAAGUUCAGUAUUAUGUCAAGUAGUGUCUUUAAUAAAAUAAUGUUGUUUGUGUUAAGUGAAAUGGAUGCAAUACUUCGGAAAUUGUUGAAGCUCCCUGCUUCUGGCGGAAAGAAAGAGACCAUAGUUAAUCUCAUGAACUCAAAACAAUGGAAGAACUACAAUCACUUGGUGAAGUCAUAUCUUGGAAAUUCCCUACAUGUUCUGAACCAAAUGACUGAUACAGAAAUGAUAUCAUUUACUUUACGGCGUCUCAAAUAUUCUUCCAUAUUUUUGGCUGCUUUCCCAAGCUUCUUAAGGAAGUACAUUAAGGUUGCACUUCACUUUUGGGGCACAGGCGGUGGUGCCCUACCUGUUGUCUCGUUUCUAUUUUUAAGAGAUUUAUGCAUACGGCUUGGAUCUGAUUGCUUAGAUGAAUGCUUUAAAGGGAUAUAUAAAGCCUACGUAUUGAACUGCCAGUUUAUAAAUGCAAUGAAAUUACAGCAUAUCCAGUUUCUUGGAAAUUGUGUCAUUGAACUUCUGGGAGUGGAUCUUCCGACUGCAUAUCAACAUGCCUUUGUUUUUAUUCGGCAAUUGUCAAUGAUUUUACGGGAGGCACUUAGUACAAAAACAAAGGAGGCAUUCCGAAAGGUGUAUGAGUGGAAGUUCAUUAACUGCCUUGAGCUUUGGACUGGAGCUAUCUGUGCAUACAGCUCAGAAGCUGACCUUAGGCCCCUUGCAUAUCCUCUGACCCAAAUAAUUUCUGGGGUAGCCCGGCUUGUUCCAACGGCUAGAUAUUUUCCCCUUAGAUUGAGGUGUGCCAAAAUGCUUAACCGAAUUGCCGCUUCCACUGGUACUUUCAUACCUGUUUCUUUGUUCCUUUUGGAGAUGCUGGAAAUGAAAGAAUUAAAUAGACCCCCCACUGGAGGUGUUGGCAAAGCUGUUGAUUUGCGUACUUUACUCAAGGUAAGCAAGCCAACCCUGAAGACAAGGGCAUUUCAGGAGGCAUGUGUUUUUUCUGUGAUUGAGGAGAUAGCUGAACAUUUAGCUCAAUGGAGCUAUUCUGUCGCAUUCUUUGAGUUGUCUGUUAUCCCACUUGACCGAAUGCGUAGGUUUUGCAAAUCUAGCAAAGUUGACAGGUUCCGGAAAGAAAUGAGGCGUCUUAUACGUCAGAUUGAGGCUAGCUCCGAGUUUACGAAUGAAAGGCGUAUGUCAAUUUCUUUUCUUCCGAAUGAUCCGGCCGCAUCAUCUUUUCUUGAGGAUGAAAAAAGGUUGGGGGCUAGCCCUCUGUCACAGUAUGUCUUAACUCUACGCCAAAGAGCACAGCAGAGAUAUGAUUCGUUGAUGGAAUCCAGUGUUCUUGUCGGUGAGCAUGCUUCUGUCUUCGGGAAUAAGAUACCAGAAAGUGAUGAAGAGGAUGAUACGGGGAAUGAGGAAGGUGCUGCCGUCUUUAACUCCUCCUCCUGGUUACCAGGAAGUGAUUCCAAGGCUAAGAAGCCUAAAGAAAUGAAAAAGAAGAAAAAGAAUAGAAAUAUGGAAGAGCACAAAGAGGUUGCUUUGGAUGAAGACGUUGUUGAGGACUUGGUACUCAGUUCUGAUGAAGAUGAGUCUGAGAGUGAUAACCCCUCCGCUGGGGACGAUGACAAUGGGAAGCCAGUGCCUCAACAGCAAAGCAAAAGGCGGAGACGGCCUACAAAUAUGUCAAAGAAGAAUGCAAAAUCUCAUGCAAAGAGGUCCAUGAAGAGGAAGAGGGCUAAUUGACAUGACACUCGAUCUUAACAAUUGCAUUAGUCUAAUUUAUUUUACGCAUCGACCUGGCUGUUGUAGAUGCCAGUUUUAUCAAGCGGCUUUUACUUACGUACAGAAGUUCUUCAUGAGAGAAUUUUGAUUUUUGUUUUCGACGGGAAAUCCAAAUGCAAUAUUGUCCCCAAGGGGUAGUUCAA
Messenger RNA from Alnus glutinosa, 2809 nucleotides. Its product is annotated as nucleolar complex-associated protein 2. Bases 438 to 2627 code for a protein of 729 amino acids. Gene Ontology annotation, cellular component: Noc2p-Noc3p complex; Noc1p-Noc2p complex; nucleoplasm. Gene Ontology annotation, biological process: ribosomal large subunit biogenesis. The record is from RefSeq and is a predicted model, not a curated record. The transcript is spliced from 13 exons. Lineage: Eukaryota; Viridiplantae; Streptophyta; Magnoliopsida; Fagales; Betulaceae.